Messenger RNA from Tripterygium wilfordii, 1244 nucleotides. RefSeq lists its product as uncharacterized. The transcript has 2 exons. The record is from RefSeq and is a predicted model, not a curated record. Bases 609 to 1028 code for a protein of 139 amino acids. NCBI's taxonomy places the organism in Eukaryota, Viridiplantae, Streptophyta, Magnoliopsida, Celastrales, Celastraceae.
UAUAUACGGAUAUACCAACACCGCCUCCCCUGAAAAUUUAACCCUAACCCUAACCCUAACCCUAACCGUAUUCGCAAUUCAAUCGGCCUUUAAAUACCUGCACAAAGCACCCUCAAUUUCACAUUCUCACCGUUUCUCAUUUUCUGGGGAAAGCCGGCUCUCUCUUGUAGAUCCCUUAUUCAAUUGGGUACUCGAAAUCACGCAAAAGUUGUGUGAGUUAGGUGUUUCAAUCGAUCCAUCAAAAAUAAGCCGAGAAGUCGUUGUGAAUGGUGGAAAUCUUGAGUAGUAGUUGUAAUUACAUGCUCUCCCUUUGUAAAUCAAGGGCGAGCGUCGUUCUUCUUCCGCUCUCCGCCGCUUCUGCUUUCGCUUUUGGCUCUUGCAAGGAAGGCUGGUACUACCGCUGCCUCGGCGUCGACCCCUAAAUUCCUUCGUCUGCAACCUCGAUUUCUCUCUCUUUUCUUCUUUUUCUUUUUGAAUCAAAUAUCUGCUAACUUAAAAAAAAAUUCACAAAAAUAGGAACACCCAAAUUUCUUGCAUUGUUUCAUUGGUAUUGAUAUCGAUUCGAUUUUUCUGGGAUUCGUUUCGUCUGUGUUUUUCUCGAUUCGAAGAUGGUGCUUUACAAGCAGAAGAAGAAUCAGAUCGCUAAGGGCAAUAGGUUCUUGAUUAGCAUUACUGUGCUGGGGAGUGCUGGGCCCAUCCGCUUUGUGGUCAGUGAGGAGGAGCUUGUUGCAGGGGUGAUUGAUAUGGCAUUGAAGUCCUAUGUUCGUGAGGGACGCCUUCCGGUUCUUGGAUCUGAUUUCAAUGAUUUCUUCCUGUAUUGCCCCGGUACUGGAUCAGAUGCUCUGAGUCCAUGGGAGACAAUUGGAUCAAAAGGAUUCCGUAACUUCAUGCUGUGCAAGAAGCCACCCACAGAGAAAGUGGCAGUGGCAGAUGCUGAAGGAUCACCUGCAGGUAUUGCUCGUAAGGGAAGUGGGAGUUGGAAGGCUUGGCUCAAUAAAUCCCUCAAUCUUAAGAUCUCCUCUCAUUAGUUCAUUUUCCCUCAAAUUUGCUUUUUGUUCCCUAAUAUUAUGCACAACCAAAUUUGGUCAUCUCUGAUGUUUGUACUCUUUUUUUUCUCCUUAAAUUUCCUGUCCUGGUUAGAGUCGGAGAAACCUGAACUCCUUGUACUCUUGACGUUUUCUUAUUUCAAUAAUUGAGAUGCCUAUGGUUAUUGAAUAAUAACAUUUAGCAGUUUGCAACUUCAA